This is a messenger RNA of Sitophilus oryzae (rice weevil), 1534 nucleotides long. RefSeq lists its product as uncharacterized. Gene Ontology annotation, molecular function: lipid binding. Lineage: Eukaryota; Metazoa; Arthropoda; Insecta; Coleoptera; Curculionidae. The transcript has 6 exons. The coding region runs from base 146 to 1465 and encodes 439 amino acids. The record is from RefSeq and is a predicted model, not a curated record.
AAAUUGAUAAACGUCACUUAUUCAGAUAACACAAGAAGUUAGCAGUGGCAGCAUGUCGUGAACUUUGACAUAAUCUAAACUACGAGACUAGAUUCUCGUGUAGUUCCUAUAUAUUUUUCAAAAAAACAAUCUUAAAUAGUACAAUAUGAAUUAUUAUUUAUAUUUAAGUAGUUUGUUAUGUUUUCUAGUAUGCAGUAUUACAGCAGAAGAUCCACCUUCUCAAUUGUUUGGCACCAUCGAGAACCCGGACCCAGAACAAAAGCUCAGCGACUACAUCAACGUGAUCCUCGAACAUUACAAGCAGGAUGACCCUGUGGGAAUCCCGGGAACGCCCAUACCCGAUCCCUUGCCCAUUCCGCCCAUGAACCAGUCCUUCUCCGUGGGCAGGAUGAAUUUUCGCGACGUCCAAUUGUACGGCUUGAAGAAGUUUAAGGUGGAUCACGUGAUCGCCAACGUGGCAGCCAUGCAGGUCGAAGCCGGUCUUAAUAUUGACAAGAUGGAUGUCGUAGGAAAUUAUACUUUAAGGACAUGGUUUUCUUCUGCCCAAGGACCAUUUACAGUGAAACUACAAAAGGUCUACAUCAAAGCUAUAGCUACAUUGGAAGUGCAAAGGAACGGGUCUUUAGAAGCUCAGGACAUAAACAUGGACAUCACUUUUAAGGACAUGUCUAUGGACUUUCAGGGACUGGGAUUUUUCGCAUCUAUGUUUCAAGGAAUUAUAAAUUCCGUCGGUACAUUUGUAUUUGAUUCGAUAAAACCGUUCAUCCUGAGCGAGGCCAACACGAACAUAAGAAACGAUAUCAAUAAGCAAGUGUCGAAAAUCCCACAAACUUUCCCCAAUUCCAUAUCGCCCUUCGAUCAGCUGGUGUCAGAAGUUAGGAAAAAAGUUCGUAACAUGGGAUACGAUCCCUACCUAGUGCCCGAUUACAAUAAUAGUGUUGGUGUAUUUGAUAUUUACCUAACGCAUACGUGGUUGAAUGGAUUAGCCAGUUUUCACAGAACCAAAGAUAUAAUUUUCGAGCUAAGAAACAAGACAGUACAUACAUUGCUUGAAGUUGGAACUCAAAAACUGUACGGAUCAACACACUGGGAAGUAUCUUUGGUAGCUGGCGUUAUGUCCAAAGUUGGAACAGCUUCCUUUAGCGUGGAAUAUAUCAGAGUUCAAAUCAACGCAAGCCAAAGUAUGGAUACCAGAAACAGACCUUCCCUAGACGAUAUUCAGCUGGAAUUAGGCAAUAUUCAAGUGCGUUUCGACGGUCUAGGAACAGUCGACUAUCUUAUCGAAUUUGGAGUGAACGUUGUUCCUAAUCUGCUCCGUUACCAAAUCAUGGACGCCAUCGAGAAACCCAUCAAACAGAAAAUCCAGGAAGAAUUAAAUAAGGUCGACGUGGAAAAAAUAAUUAAAGAAAACGCCAAGAAAUUAGACAGCGAAGAAGGCUUAGCCGAAUUAGCUAACAUCAUAUAAAUUUUUACAAUUUGAUAUCACUCGUUAAUCAAAAUGGCAGCUUUAAAAUAUAUUUUUUUAUGAAAAAAA